Molecule: messenger RNA, 1527 nt
Organism: Toxorhynchites rutilus septentrionalis
Lineage: Eukaryota; Metazoa; Arthropoda; Insecta; Diptera; Culicidae
Product: elastin-like
Exons: 1
Coding region: 1-1527 (508 amino acids)
Source: RefSeq, a predicted model, not a curated record
AUGGAUCGACGCAAAGUUCUACUAUCACUGGGUUUCACUCUCGUAAUCACGUGUACAGCCAUCCCUGACUACGAUGCAAGUGCGUCUUCGGGUCGCUUCCAGCGACAAACGCUCUGUUCACCAGGCCAGUGCAAACAGAACUGUGAACUUCUUGUGCAACGCUUCUUCGAAGACGUGGACGCCAUCCGUGACAGGUGUCUUCAAAACUGUAACACCCCUCCCAUAACUUCUGACGGAAACAUUGCACCAAGCGCUCUCGCCGUGACUACAACCCAAGCGGGGGCCUUGAUAUCCCAGAUCGGACAGGUGGCCGCAGGUGGGGGUGCACCUUCCAACCUCCUGAACCUCAUCUCACAGCUACUGAACAACGUCAUCAGCCUAGUUUUGAAUGUGAUCCUCGGGGGAACGCCCGCCGCAAGCGUAACUCAGCUGACGGCGCCGUUACAGGGCGUGAUUGGACAGCUGAGUGCACUACCGGCGCGCACAACGACCCUACAGUCGGCGAUCAACACCCUGACGCUGAUAUUCAACGCGCUGCGAUCAUUGCAGUCCGGCACUUCACCCCUUUCGGUGCUGAAUCUGCUGAACUCGUUGGUUCCAACGGUGCUGAACACUGUGAACACUCUCCUGGGAGGGCUACUGGGAGGACUCUUGGGAGGCGGCGGCGGCAGUGCCCCUAGCCUUCCCGUAGUAACCACAGCGGCACCCAUUUUGCUAACCACGGUGGCCAACGUCGUGAACAACACAGUUGGUGGUAUAACCGGAGCUCUGAACAACACCCUAGGGGGACUGCCGGGUGGUGCGAUCGUAUCCAACGUCACGAACGUUUUGAACAACACUAUCGGGGGUGUAGUGGGUGGUGACAUUGGAGGGGUUGUUGGCGGUGCCACUGGGGUGCUGAACAACACUAUCGGCGGUGUUGUGGGUGGUGAUCUAGGAGAUGUUGUGAACAACACAGUUGGUGGUAUUACCGGAGUUCUGAACGACACCCUAGGGGGAUUGCCGGGCGGUGCGAUCCUACCCAACGUCACAAACAUUUUGAACAACACUAUCGGGGGUGUUGUAGGUGGUGACAUAGGAGGGGUAGUGAACAACACCAUUGGCGGUGUUGUUGGUGGUGCCACAGGAGUGCUGAACAACACUAUCGGUGCGCUGCCAGGUGGUAAUGUAGCUGGCGAAGUCUUAACCAACGCUACGAGUGUUCUGAACAACACCAUCGGUAGCAUCGCUGGUGGUGAUGUUGGUGGUGCCGUGGGCGGUGCAAUUGGUGUCCUUAACAAUACCCUGCCAGCACUACCAGCACUGCCAGUACUGCCAGGUGGUGACAUUGUAGGCAGUGUAGUGAACAACACCAUUGGAGGGGGAACCCUGCCCGGUAUUGUGACCAACCCUCCUACAGGUGUUAUUACUAACCCAAUAUUAAACAAUACGAUAGGUCCGAUUUUGGGCGCUGUGACGAAUAAUACAAUCGGCAUCCCAGGUAUCACACCACUCGGUCUCUCAUACAUUAGUAGUCUAUACAUUUAA